GUCUCUGUGCGUGAUAAAUAAUAUGGUAUUAAAUCAAUUUUCUCAGUUACUGUGUUCAUUCAUAAGUUAAAAGUUCGCUAAAGAUGGCUCCCACUUUGUACAUGAUCCCAUUUAGUAGUGCUGCAAGGUCAGUAAUUCUGUGUGCCAAGGCUCUUGGAGUAGAACUUAAUGAGAAACAAGUUGAUCUUCUUAAUAGAGAACAAUUUACACAAGAAUUUCUCAAGUUAAAUCCUCAACAUACUGUACCUGUAUUGGAUGAUGAUGGUUUCGUACUAGUUGACAGUCAUAUAAUUAUGACAUAUUUAGUAGCUAAAUACGGAAAAGAUGACUCUCUUUAUCCAAAAGAUAUUAAAAAGAGGGCGAUUGUGGAUCACAGACUUCACUAUGAUUCAAGUAUUUUGUUUCCUAGAGGAGUUUCAAUUUCUAAAAGUCUUCUCAUCGAAGGUGAGAAAGAGAUUGCCCCUAAAUCAUUAACAGCACUCGAGGAAGCCUAUACUAUCACAGAAAAAUUUUUGGAAAAGAAUAACUAUAUCGCUGGUGACCAACUAACAGUAGCCGAUUUUUCUUUUAUUACUUCCAUUUCCUCAUGGAAUGCGUUUUUCAACUUGAAGGAAGCUAAAUAUCCCAAAAUAGUUGCUUGGAUGAAGAGAAUGCAAGCUCUGCCUUACUACAAGCAAGGAAAUCAAGUUGGUUUGGAUCAGUAUUUUGCAAUUAUGAAAGACAAAGUUCCAAAGUAGAGCACAUCUUGUUUGCUGAUUAUCACUGGAUAUUUUCUUAAAACGUCUAAUUUUUAUUUUUAAAUAUAUUAUUCUCAAUCUAGC
Diabrotica balteata is the source of this 821-nucleotide messenger RNA. NCBI's taxonomy places the organism in Eukaryota, Metazoa, Arthropoda, Insecta, Coleoptera, Chrysomelidae. The record is from the annotation of a GenBank genome assembly.